AUGACAAGAGCUGCUCGCCAAAGAUAUAGUGUUGACGUCCAAACCUCCAAGCACGCCAAGGCUAAGGUUGAAGGAGUUAGAGUCCACUUCAAGAACACUGCUGAAACAGUCAAUGCCAUCAAGGGAAUGUCAUUGAGAAGAGCCAAGAAGUACUUGCACAAUGUCUUGAGACACACUGAAUCUGUGCCAUUCAAGAUCUUCAACGGUGGUCCAGGUAGACAUGCCAACGGAAAGCAACACCAUGUUGCCAACAGCAGAUAUCCAACAAAGUCAAUCUUUGCAGUUCUCAAGCUCUUGAAGAAUGCUGAAAAUAAUGCCAGAGUCAAGGGAUUGAACGUCAGAGAUUUGGUCAUUGCUCACACUCAAGCCAACAGAGCUCCUAAGAUGAGAAGAAGAACCUUCAGAGCUCACGGUAGAAUUAACCCAUUCAUGGCUAACCCAUCACACAUUGAAAUUAUUUUGACUGAAAAGCCAACUGCUGUCUCCAAGGCUCCAGCUGCUGUUGUUCAAGAAUAA
Naegleria lovaniensis is the source of this 516-nucleotide messenger RNA. RefSeq lists its product as uncharacterized. NCBI's taxonomy places the organism in Eukaryota, Heterolobosea, Eutetramitea, Acrasida, Naegleriidae. Gene Ontology annotation, molecular function: structural constituent of ribosome. The transcript has a single exon. Bases 1 to 516 code for a protein of 171 amino acids. The record is from RefSeq and is a predicted model, not a curated record. Gene Ontology annotation, cellular component: ribosome; cytosolic large ribosomal subunit. Gene Ontology annotation, biological process: cytoplasmic translation.